CUUCGAUACUAUAGCACUUAAUUGAAAAAGAUCCAUAAAUAAUGGAUUUAAAUAAGUCAUCAUCGCGUAGUAUUGAAUGGAAGAUUUAUAAUGUAGUUGAAAAACGCUUAAAAGAAGGAAAAAAGUUGCAAUCAAAUACAUUCGAAAUUAUUAUCGAUAAAAAAGCCACAAAAUGGUAUUUUUUGGCAUCAAUUAAAAACUCAAAGAUUGCAUUCUAUUUGCACAUGCAAAGACCCAAAGCCACUGGAUUUUUAACUAAGCUUGAAAUUUACAUUCCAGCGAUUAGCAAUGAUAAGGAAAUAAAUCUUAAGUUUAUAAAAGAUUAUUCCAUGAUAAAUUACUCUGGAUGGGGAUGGAAGUCUCUGAUUUCUCUUACUGAUUUAUUUGAGAAUCCUCAUGAAUAUCUCAAUAAUGGAACUUUGUCAAUUGGCACAAAGAUUGAACUCAUAAAUGCAGUUGAAGAUGAUGUCAACAAUUCAUCCAUAACAUAUUUCAAACUUAAUGAAACGUUCAAGAUUUAUUUCGAUGAAAAGUUGUUCACUGACAUGACAUUCCUAUGUUCUGACGGUAUCGAAAUUCAGGCACAUCGAUUUGCUAUAUUUGCUUCUUCGUCCGUUUUAAAGAAUAUGAUUAACCUUGGACCAAACAGCAUAAUUGAAGUUGAUGACAUCGAUAGUGAAACAAUGACUGAGAUUUUACGAUACAUUUAUACUGACGAAGUAAAUGACAUUGAUGAUUUUGCACCAAAACUGAUUUAUGGAGCUAUAAAGUAUGAAUUAGAUGAACUGACGAAGCUUUGCAAAGAAACAGUCGCCAAAAAUAUAUCUUUUAAAAAUGCAAUUGAAUAUUUCCUGCUGGCUGAUAAAUUCGAUAUGAAGGAUUUACUGGAUUGUUGCAUUAACUUUAUUAAAACAAACCACAAAGUUUUGGUACAGAACAAACAUGAAUGGGAUAAAUUGGACAAAAAACAUUUAAAUGUCCUUUUGGAUUAUUAUCACGAAAAUGGGAGCGACAUCAUCAUAUUUGAAUCAUCAUUUUAAGGCAUAAAGCAAGUCUCGACAUUUAUUCUGACAUCUCUAUUAAUCCUUAGUGAUUUUAUUAUUGUAAGAAUAUGAAGAAAUAAAGCUACUGCA
Chironomus riparius is the source of this 1133-nucleotide messenger RNA. NCBI's taxonomy places the organism in Eukaryota, Metazoa, Arthropoda, Insecta, Diptera, Chironomidae. The record is from the annotation of a GenBank genome assembly.